This is a messenger RNA of Misgurnus anguillicaudatus (oriental weatherfish), 3214 nucleotides long. RefSeq names its product thyroid peroxidase (gene tpo). The record is from RefSeq and is a predicted model, not a curated record. Gene Ontology annotation, molecular function: iodide peroxidase activity; heme binding. NCBI's taxonomy places the organism in Eukaryota, Metazoa, Chordata, Actinopteri, Cypriniformes, Cobitidae. Gene Ontology annotation, biological process: thyroid hormone generation; response to oxidative stress. Gene Ontology annotation, cellular component: membrane.
UUUUGGUCAAUAUGAAAAAUGCACAACAUCUUUUGGUGUAAUGGAAUUAGAUGUUUUAUAUCAAGCUACAACAUUCAUGAAUUUCCGAGUAGAUAAUCAGGAUUUGCUGCUCUUGACAGAUGCUUGACAUGAUCUUGUGUUGAGGGCACUAAAGCUUCACGCUUCAGAGCAACAAAAGCCUUGAGAAUCAAGAGUCCUGCGGGCAAAAUCAGCAGAGUUUGACUGUUUUCAGUCAGUGAACAAAACCCUCAAAAACACAGGAGAGAGAAAAUACUGUCAACUGGAAAAAUACAGACAAAUAUCUCACAACAGACCACCAGAACCCGAGAAAAGAGCUUAAGUGAACGUUUGUGACAGUAUGAUGUAUUUGACCUUCGUCCUGAUGUUCGGCAGUCUUUUGUGUUUGGGCACAAAAUCAUCAAACCCAUUCGAGCGGAAACAAAUCAUGUCUGAAAUCAGAUCUUCAUUCCAGGAGAGUCUUAACAUGAUAAACAAUGCAUUGAAUCAAACUGCACGCAGCAGGUCACGUUCUCCAUCGUCCCCUGAACAGAUGUUUAUGAUCUCCAGACAAGCAGCAUCAGAAAGCCAAGACCUCUCCAAAGCCGCUGAAAUCUUUCAAACGACUUUACAACUUUUAAAAGACAAAGCAAACAGAAGACAGAAAAGAUCACUUCAUGUCUUUGAUCUUCUCUCUGUGGAAGAAGUCGAGCGGAUCGCCGACCUGUCUGGAUGUCCUCGCUCUGUUCAUCCCGGCACCUGCAUCGGAGAAGACAAAUAUCGCAGUCUCUCAGGAGUCUGUAAUAACAGACAAAAUCCUCUCUGGGGAUCUGCUAACAGCGGUUUGCUCAGAUGGCUUCCAGCUGAAUAUGAAGACAAUGAAACUCAACCUAAAGGCUGGAAUAUCGACCGUCAAUACAACGACUUUAAACUUCCUCUGGUUCGGGACGUGAGUGAAAAACUGAUGCACAGCUCUAAUGUGCCGGUAUUGGAGGAUAACUUGUAUUCCCAGAUGCUGGUGGACUGGGGUCAGUACAUCGACCAUGACAUCUCCUUCACCCCUCAAAGCUCCAGUCAAAUGGCUUUUACAGACGGACUGAACUGUCUGCACACCUGUAGAAAUGCCAACCCGUGUUUCCCUAUUCAGAUAUCCAGGACUGAUAAACUCUCCGGCAGUAAAGGUUGUCUUCCAUUUUUCCGUUCUUCACCCGCCUGCCUAGCGGAUCUGCAGCCCAACUCGCAAAACACAACACAACGUCAGCAAAUAAACUCAAUCACUUCCUUUAUAGAUGCGUCUACCGUCUACGGUCAUUCAGAGCAGCUUGAGAAAACUCUCAGAAAUCUCUCAAGUCCUGAAGGUCUGUUGGCUGUCAAUCGAAAACACACUGAUAAUGGGAGGCCGUACCUGCCGUCCGUCACCUCCGGACCGUCCGCGUGCUUUCAGCAGCCCGGCUCAGCGGCGAAUGAACGGGUGGAUUGUUUCGUGGCUGGAGACAGCAGAGUCAACGAGAUUCUGCCCCUGUCGGCCCUUCACACACUCUGGAUGAGAGAACACAACCGUGUGGCCAAACACCUGAGACGACUGAAUCCUCACUGGAGGUCAGAGGUCAUCUAUCAGGAGACACGCAAAAUCAUUGGAGCGCUGCAUCAGAUUAUAACCAUGAGGGAUUAUAUUCCAAAAAUCAUCGGACAGGAAUCGUUUGAUAACCAUCUUGGACCGUACAAGGGUUACGACAUAGCAUUAAACCCAUCUGUGUCGAAUGUGUUUGCUACCGCUGCGUUUCGCUUCGGCCACGCCACCAUUUCACCGGUGCUCAGGAGACUGAAUGAAAGCUUUCAGGAGCAUGAACGUUUCUCUUCUCUGAAUCUUCAUCAGACUUUCUUCAGCCCGUGGAGACUCGUGAAAGAAGGAGGUUUGGAUCCGGUUCUGCGUGGUCUAUUGGGCCGACCAGCUGCCCUUCAAAAUCAAGAUCAUCUUAUGACGGAGGAAUUAACAGAAAGACUCGUGGUUCUCAACAUCCCAGAAUCUCUGGAUUUGGCUUCUCUAAAUCUGCAGAGGGGACGAGAUCACGGCUUACCAGGUUACAACGACUGGAGGAUCUUCUGCGGACACACUCGAGUUGAAACUACAUCAGAUCUUACAGAGGCGAUCGGCAAUGCUGUUUUGGCAGAGAAAAUAAUGGAAGUGUACGGACAUCCAAAUAAUAUUGAUGUGUGGCUGGGUGGACUGAUGGAGCGUCCGCUGCCCGGCGCUCGGACCGGUCCGCUCUUUGCAUGCUUGAUCGGAAAACAGAUGAAGAUGUUAAGAGAAGGUGACAGGUUCUGGUGGGAAAAUCCUGGUAUCUUCACUCAACAGCAAAGACAUGAGCUAGAAACGCAUUCGCUGUCUCGUGUCAUCUGUGAUAACAGCGGUGUGAUGGAGGUUCCUCUCGAUUCGUUCAGGGUAGGAAUUUACCCAGAGGAUUUCCAUUUCUGUACUGACAUCCCAUCAUUGAACCUGGAGGCUUGGAGAGAGAAACCAGACAACUGCACUGUUUAGAUGUGAUGGGACGGAUCAGAGGAAUCUACUUUAUGACUAUACUGGAGUUAUUUUUGUCCCAAUACCUCUUUUCAGAACUUAAAAAUAAGUUCUGAAAAUACUUUUUUGCGACUGAUCUUAUUGCAUAUGAAAUUGUAGAAGUUGCCCUUUCAGGCCUUAUAUUUAUAGGAGGAGAGGAUUUAAAUAAAUUGUGUGAUUUACAUGAUUUACUUACAUUUACGCCAUAAUUUAACGCCCUUAAAAAUAUAAAUUGUCUUAAAUGUAAAGUCUUAAACUUCAUUGGUCAUUAUGAAAAUUAGAUUUUAGUGCUGUGUUGUUUAACUCUUUCCCCGCCAUUGACAAGUUAUCUCGUAAAUUAAGAGAAAAAGCUUCCCUGCCAACGACGCUUCCCUGACGGGUUUUAUGGUAAUUUGUAAUAAUCUGUAACCUGUCACAAUUAUCCACUAGGUGGCGCUCUUACACAACUUAUAAAACAUUGAAGCAUCCACUGAUCCAAAAACAGUAAAUAAUUUGUGUAUGUUUUGAUCAUCGCUCUCAAUCUGAUCUCUAACAAGUAUUUACAAAAAUGCAAUUAUUUCAACUUUUUGCUCAAAAUGUUGUAUUUUUGAAAAACCUACCCAUAUUUGAAGAUAUUAAAAUAUUAAUGAAGAUGGGUUGAAAACAAAUUGGUUUGUUUGU